Molecule: messenger RNA, 369 nt
Organism: Caenorhabditis remanei
Lineage: Eukaryota; Metazoa; Nematoda; Chromadorea; Rhabditida; Rhabditidae
Exons: 3
Coding region: 1-369 (122 amino acids)
Molecular function (GO): protein binding
Source: RefSeq, a predicted model, not a curated record
AUGUGCUUCUGGAAAAUUGGCUCAACGGUUCCAAGUUAUCCAUGUAUUCUUUGUAUCAUAAACUCUAUAGUUUCCCCGCCAAAAAAGAAACCGAUUCCACUUCUGAGACUUCCAACUAUUCCAUUGAGACUUAUAACAAAAAUGAUGAAUGCAGAGGAGAUACUAAACCUGUCAAUGUGCUCUUAUCGAUUGGAACUCUUUCUGAGAGCAUCCAAACAUAAGAUGAACUUUUUCAGUGUUCAUGUCAGUCAUCAACACAUGACAUAUCGAUUGAAAACACCCGACACUUUGGAAAUGAGUUUCAAGAUAGGAGUAGGGAAUAAAGAAGUGAAUUUGGUAAACAAGAUGGGAAUGUUGUGUGAGAGGUAA